Molecule: messenger RNA, 4089 nt
Organism: Toxorhynchites rutilus septentrionalis
Lineage: Eukaryota; Metazoa; Arthropoda; Insecta; Diptera; Culicidae
Exons: 1
Coding region: 1-4089 (1362 amino acids)
Biological process (GO): DNA integration
Molecular function (GO): nucleic acid binding
Source: RefSeq, a predicted model, not a curated record
AUGGAAGAGCAAAUGAAAGUGUUGGUUCAUCAGAGAGGGGCAGUGAAAGGGAAGUUAACCCGAGUGAAAAGUGCAUUGCGGCAUAGUUUUGAAGAACCGAAUCCAAAUAUUAUGAACAUCCAUUUCUUACAACUUCAUCAAAAGACGGUGGAGCAUUGUUACCGCGAGUACAAUGACUUUCAAAAUAAAAUUUACGAGCUACCCCUCUCUGAUGAACGUCGUGCGGAGCAAAUCGAAAAAUACGUAGAAUUUGAGUCGCUCUACAACGACAUGGUGAUACAACUGAGCAUGUUGAUGGGGCAAGCGACAAAAACUGCGGUUACAACAGAAGCUCCCUUACUAGCGUCCACUUCCGCGGACGUAUACCAGAAACCUAUCCAGCAAUUUGUUGUUCCGGCCCAACCAUAUCUCCCACCGUUACAAGUGCCUUUGCCGACCUUCGACGGGUCGUAUGAAAAGUGGUAUUCAUUCAAGUCUAUGUUCACCACUGUCAUGGACCGGUACCAGCAGGAAGACCCAGCAUUGAAAUUGUAUCAUCUGAGAAAUUGCCUUGUUGGACAAGCGGCUGGUAUCAUCGACCAGGAUCUAGUCAACAACAAUGAUUACGAAGCUGCGUGGAUGGUAUUGAAGCAGAGAUUCGAGGACAAACGAAUCAUCAUAGACAAGCAUGUCGAGAAGCUAUUCAAUCUACCAAGGGUUGGACAAGAAAAUGCUACUAACAUGAGGAAAAUGAUCGAUACGUGCACCAAGAAUGUUGAGGCUUUGAGAAAUCUUGAUCUACCGAUUGCUGGGCUCGGGGAACAAAUGCUGGUUAAUCUCAUCACGGAGAAAAUGGACAAAAAACUACGUGUCGCCUGGGAGGCUCGACAAAAGAAAGAUGUUUUGCCGACCUACGUUGCUACGCUGGAGUUUUUACAAGAACAGUGUCGAAUAUACGAGAAAAUCGACACGAAACCAAUGACGGAGAGUGUUAAACCAAAGGCGGUGGCCAAGAGCCACACGCUAGUUUCAACGAGUGAACUGAAAAAUGAACAUAAGUGUCAAGUGUGCAAGGCGCAUCAUGAACUCUGGAAAUGCGAAACAUUUAGAAACAAAAGUGUCAGUGAGAAAUAUGAUUCCAACGAAGUAUCAGAUUCGGUGUAUUAUUUGCCACACCACUGCGUGCUGAGGCCCACCAGUACGACAACUAAACUAAGGGUCGUAUAUGAUGGAUCCGCUAGAACAUCCACGGGCGUUUCGAUAAAUGAUGUUUUGAUGACGGGACCAACGAUCCAGAAAGAUCUAGUCUCCAUUUUGCUACGAUUCCGAGGAUUUCAGUACGUCUUCACGCUGGAUAUUCCCAAGAUGUUUCGACAAGUGAGUCUCCAGCCGUACCUACGGAUCUUUUGGCGUGAUAAUAGAAACGAUUCACUGGCUGUCUACGAGUUAUUAACGAUAACGUAUGGCCUUGCGUCAUCACCAUUCCAAGCUACCAUGGCACUGAAGCAAACAGCCAUUGAUCACGGGAACGAAUUUCCAGAAGCUGCCAAGGUCAUCGAGAGAGGAACGUACAUGGACGACAUCCUGACGGGAGCUGAUUCUUUAGCAGAAACGUGCCAAUUGCAACGAGAUGUGACCAGCUUGUUAGCGAAAGGAUGCUUUGGCGCUCACAAGUGGUGCGCAAACCACUCCGAGAUUCUGCAAGACGUUCCUGAGUCGUUACGAGGGAACUCGUUCGAGGUUACGGAUGACAACACGAAGAAUACUGUGAAGACUUUGGGCGUGAUGUGGAAUCCAAUUGAGGAUUGGUUUUCUGUGUCUGUUUUGGACAACGACGACGUCUCGGAUGACAUGACCCGAAGAAGGCUGUUAAGCCAACUGGCUAGGAUUUUCGACCCGCUGGGCCUUUUCGGUCCGGUGAUUACGAUUGCAAAGCUGAUACUGCGGGAAGUUAGUAUGUUACAGAUUGAAUGGGACGACCCAGUCCCCUACGAUAUUUGCUCCAAGUGGAGGAGUUUUCGUAAUGAAAUGACGAUGCUGAAUGCGGUACAUCUGCCAAGAUGGAUUUCCUCGAACGGGUUUUCAACCCUAGAACUCCACGGAUUCUCGGAUGCCUCUGACCUAGCAUAUGGGGCAUGCUUAUACUCACGUAGCGUUUCAUCCGAUGGUACCGUCCGAAUGACGCUGAUUUGUAGCAAAUCACGAAUAUUGCCGAAGAAGAAAGCUAAGGAUAAAGCUAUUACCACACCCCGUGCUGAGCUGUUGGCGGCUGCGUUGUUGUCCAGACUUGUAGAGAAGUUUCUAGAUGCUACGGAAUUGGAAUUCGUGACAAUUAAUCUAUGGAGUGAUUCUAAAAUUGUGUUGGCAUGGAUCAAAAAAGGGCCUCAAGAACUGCAUACUUAUGUUUCGAAUCGGGUAAGUGAAAUUCAAAAAUUAACCUCGAAUUGCAGCUGGCGCUACAUUCCUUCACACGAAAAUCCCGCCGACUUGAUAUCUCGAGGAGAACAACCGAAAAAACUUAUCAAUGCGAAUAUUUGGUGGAACGGUCCACCUACGUUCAACCAUGCUGUCGUCGAGACGAUAGAGGAAGACGAAUUCCCAAAUGAAGAACUACCAGAAAUGCGGACCGGUGUUGUACUGGCUUUAUGUACACCAAUUGAACGAAUGCCGAUUUUCGACAAGGUGAGCAGUUUUACGAAGGUGGUACGUUACAUGAUCUACUUGAUGCGCUUCGUAAUGUACAUCAAGUCCAGGAAGAAGGAAGUGGUGAAGGGGCCACUUACUUCAGAAGAGAAAACGAAGUCGAUACUUUUAGUAGUACGACUGGUUCAACGCGAAUCGUUUCGACCAGAAAUUGAGGCAUUGAUGAGCGGUGCUGAAACGAAACAUAGACUCAACGGAUUGAAGGCGUUCUUCGAUCCUGAGGACGGCAUUUUACGAGUUGGAGGACGUAUCAAACGAGCCUUUAUUCCGUAUGACAGCCGUCAUCAAAUGCUGCUCCCUGCGAAACAUCCGAUCACCGAAGCACUUGUGCGGCAUUUGCAUUUGGAUAACUUGCACAUCGGGCAGAAGGGUUUGCUUGCUAUAGUUAGGCAACGAUACUGGCCGCUAAAUGUGAAGACUACGAUUCGUAAUUGUAUUACGUGUUUCAAAGCGAAUCCCUUCAAGACGACACAGAUGAUGGGUGAUUUGCCAGCCUAUCGUAUCCGACCUGCUCCUGCUUUUUCGAAUACCGGAGUCGAUUAUGCCGGACCAUUCUGGGUUAAGUCGUCAUCCACUGCGCGUAAACCGAUUAUCACGAAGGCUUAUGUGAGCUUGUUCGUGUGUAUGCAGACACGUGCGAUACACCUUGAAUUAGUUUCUGAUCUUACGACAGAUGCGUUUCUUGCAGCCCUGAGACGAUUCACGAGUCGACGUUUUGUCGGGGCCAAAACCGAACUACACGAACUGUGGCUGAUGUUCCGUAAUCAAUAUGCCACCGGAAAAAUAAUAAACUACUGCACCGAUAAAGGAAUCAAUUGGUCAUUUAUACCACCACGAAGCCCUCACUUUGGAGGCAUUUGGGAGGCCGGUGUAAAACAAGUAAAGUACCACCUGACACGGAUUGUAGGAAACCGGAAGUUAACAUACGAGGAACUAUACACGACGCUGACGCAAAUAGAAGCUGUGCUCAAUUCGAGGCCCUUGGCAUCCUGUUCGGAUGACCCGAACGAUUACACCGCCAUAACACCAGCGCACUUUUUGAUUGGGCAUGAAUUACAAGCUGUAGCCGAACCGUCCUACUUGAAUUUGAAGCAGAAUAUGUUGUCUAGAUGGCAGUUAGUGCAAACCAUGGUACAACAUUUUUGGAGACGGUGGACAGCGGAAUAUUUGCCGGAGCUUCAGAGUCGAGUUAAAUGGCUGAAAAAGAAGAAAAUAUCCGAGGGGGGCCUAGUAUUGCUUGUAGAUGAAAACACACCUCCUCUGCAGUGGGUAUUAGGUCGAAUCAUAACAACUCAUUCUGGAGAUGACGACGUGACGCGCGUCGUUACAGUACGCUCUGCUAAUGGAGCAGAGUUCAAGCGGGCAGUAACGGAGGUGUGCUUGCUGCCGCUGGAUCAGGAGAAUUGA